Molecule: messenger RNA, 390 nt
Organism: Schistocerca piceifrons (Central American locust)
Lineage: Eukaryota; Metazoa; Arthropoda; Insecta; Orthoptera; Acrididae
Exons: 1
Coding region: 1-390 (129 amino acids)
Source: RefSeq, a predicted model, not a curated record
AUGAGUGUCGACAAGCAGCUGUACCCUUGCAAGUGCAGGUGCCCGUGCAUGCAGUAUAUGUCGAGGACACCUGAUGAGCAUUGGAUAAAAUACUACUUUUUAUGUGUUGCUGACAAGCGCUACUUCCUGAACGGCUUCCCUUAUCGUGGCAAAAUUGCAACUUGUGAUCCGAGCAAGCAUCUUGAUCACCAUGUCGUUAUGAAUUUGGGACAGCCAUUCCUCUGUUGUGGUCGUAAUAUCACGACUGACAACCUCUUCGCCUCUCUGAAAUUGGCGGAUGAGCUGAAACAAAAAGGAACAAGUUUAAUCGGCACUCUUUGGACAUCACUGAAAGAGGUACCUCCUGCAGUGAGAGGCGGAGACGAUGUCUUUUACGUAACACAUUUGUAA